UACACAGUUACAUGAUGAGAAAUACAUUUCUGAUGCUUGAAGAGCUCCUGACUAUGAAGAAGAGCGGGGAAGAGCAAGGGUGACUUUUGAUACAACCAGACAUUUUAGUGAAGCAGCCAUAAGAAAGAGAAGCCUGGAAAGACUAAAGCUGCAAGAACAGGAGCACGUUCGAAAAAGGGGGAAAAAAAGAGAGGGGGUUGAAAGAAAAAGACGCGGUGAUGAAAAGAAGUUCAAGAGAGAAAAAAGAAAGCUAAGCUCGAGAGGAGAGAAGAGAGGCAGAUAGAUGGAGAUGAGAAACAUCCCCCAAAGCAGCAGAAGGUACCAGCUGAAGAACAGCAGUGGCCAGAGAAUAUGCCUGAAUGGGAAGAAAGGAAAUCCCUGCUAGCUCAGAGAAGAGUGGAGUCUGUCAGACUGCUUACAGUGCUGUUAAACCGUGUGAAAGAUUUUGCACAGUUGGCAAGUCAAAAAGCGGAUCCUUCAUUGGGCGUAAGGAAGGACGAUUCCUUUUCUGAAACAGCAUUAAAAGGCAUACAUCAGGAACUGAUUAACUCCCAUUAUCAUACGCACAAGGAGUUGAAACAUAAGGAAGAGUUUAAGUGCCUGUUAACCCAAAAAGGUGGCAGCUUAUGUGGUGAGGAAGGAGAUGUGAGUAACUUCCAUGCAUCUACUUGUCAUAUAGUCAGGACGAUUUUAAAUGAUCCCUGUACAGCCCCGAGUUCUGACGGACUGCCUGGCAGAGAUGCGUACAACUCCUUUGGCCGUGGAUCUUUGCUGAUUACAGUUACGCAAGACUGCAGGGUCAUCGAAUCUCUCGAUGGAAGGGACUACCCAACAUUGAAUGUAGUUCACACGCAGACAGUGUCUGAUGAAGACGGUUGCAAAAAGCAAAAGGUUUAUGAGACUGAUGAAUUCAUCCAUUAUUUACUAAACUACUAUCAGACACCAGGCUAUGCACGUGUUUGCUUAGAGCCAAAAAACACUGUGAACAAGUCCUGGUGGAAGAGAGUGGUGUCUGAUGAUGAUAGUGGAUUUGACAUCAGCUUGAGUAACAAACAUGGUCAGCACUUCAGAGAAGUGAGUCCUGUGCAAAACCUCAACAAGAGAAAUUGUAGUAGCAGUGAUAAUUAUAGACUGGUGAUCACUGUUGGGGAACUUGAGUCAACAGACACAGUGUUAGAAAACAAGGCCUAUGAGGGUAGGCUUCCAAAAAAGUUGCAAGUGCAGAGGAAUGACUCACUCACUGUUGAUAACUUACCACAUGCUGGACUGAAUCAUUCUUUGGAUUGCACUGCUGUUACUCAUGAUAAGGAAUUCAAACAAGAAGAUGGUAGCGAUGAAGGUACCGUACUAUACAAAACAUGUAGAUCUGCUUGCAGAUUGAAGGAUUUGUUGGAAGAGAUCAGUGAUUCUGAGUACUUUAGAGAGGCAUGUAGCGGCUCAAUGAAGAGAACAGAAAGAAGGUGUGAAGAAACUUACAGCAAUUGUAAUAAAGGGUGCUUGCCUGCAAAAGCCGGGGAAAGAAAAUUACUGGUUUACCUUAAAAAUGUAACUCUGGAAGGUCAAGAGAAGGAAAGCAGCAAAUGUAGCUUCUGUUCCAAUUCUGUCCAUGAGAGCUUGGCAAGGCAGUGUGAACAUAAGCUUAAAAAGUCAUGCAAGAGGUCUAGUAGUAAAUUAAGACAUGAAGGACAGAAAAGUGAGAGACAAUCCAGGGAAGAGGAGAGAAAUGCUUGCAAAAUGAAGAAAAAGCGAAAAAAGCUUUCUUCUAAUCUUUUAUCUGAUGAAUGUGGCUUUUCAGAGACGGACAGUUGCAUGCAGCUGGAGUCGCUCAGAAAGAUACAAAGAAAAUGUAAGAAAAUGUUCCACAAAAAAGUGAAAUUCAAGACACUUCACACCGCCAUGGCAGCACCAGAUGUUACCCCUCGUGAUGGCUCACCGCUUCAGGAGACCCUCCAGAGGACAGGAGAUGAGAGGAAAUUAAUGUUGAGAAGAGAGAUGGAUGCAGAUGUCAGAGGAUGCCCUCUAUUUCCUCUUGAGAUAAUUCAGACAAACCCCUGCUCAGAUACUUUCUGUGGAGCAGAGCCCAGAAGAGGAUGCUGAACAGCUACUAUAUAAUGGCUCUUAAGUUUUUAUAUAGAAGUGGGAGAAGAAAGCCCUUUGACCAUUAAAAGGUAUAUGAAAUACUGGGGUUUUUUUUGCUUAGGUAAUUCCUUCGGUUAGAAUAUCUAACUGGUGUAGUGAGCCACAAAACCGGAAUCUGUGUUUGCCUCUUGGAUAACAGAGGACCAAAACUUUCCCCAGGGACAGACAAACUUUCAUGGACCAGUUGCUAAGAAUUUGAAAGGAUACAGAUUGAGAUCUCGAAGGGUUAUACUCUGAUUAAAUGUAGGGAACCAUGUAAAUAUCAAAGUUACAGUAUUUAGUAAUAACGAGUCAUUGGAAAAAAAACAUAGCUAUGUAAAUCCUAGAGCAAGCAUAUGAAGUGCCUCCUCAAUCAGAUUGUUUAAAUGAUGGGACUGGACAUGGUGUGGGGGACACUUACACUCAAUUGUGGAAAGUAAUAGAUUUCCAAAUAGGAAAAAAAUCCCGUCUUCUGUAAAACCCACACUGGAAAAAUGCUUGUUUUCUAUUCGCAGUUCUAGAGGUGUUUCUGAAAACUAGCUCGUCUUUGGGAGGAAGGAUUUCACUGAACUUGUGCUAGACAUAGUGCUUCCAGGAAUCUGAAUGAUUGUCUAAGCAAAGCUCUGAAUGUUAGAUAGUGAAAGGGCAAUGCUUGUCAGCGUGCUGACAGUCCCCACAUAUGUGCAGGUUGAAAAUUUCUUCACAAGAUUUUGAAGGCACAUGUAGUGAGAUAGCUAUUUAGUAUGAGUUUGCUUACAAAUAAUUUCCAGAGGAAUUGUGAAAUGUUGUCAGACUUGUGCUGCAUGUAGGUAAAAAUGUGAAAACGCAGUCUAGGAGCUUGAGUUAUAUCCAUAUUUAUUCAGCUGGCUAUAUUUAGAAUACAGCCACAAUUGCUUUUGGACAAAGUCCCUUAGCAAGAUGUAGAGGACCAGUUCGACUAAGUUCAAUACACUGAUUAUUUCAGCUUUCAUUUUAGUAUGCUUUAUUUAUUACAUGUCAAUAUACGAAGUUAAUGUGAUAAUGUUGCCUUCAUUACAUAGAAUCUUAACCAUGUUUGUAACUUCUGCUCUAAUAAAUAGUAAUUAAAAAAAAAAUUAAAUUGUAAUUGUUCAUGGUAGAUAGGUUUUCCCCCAGUGUUCAAUACUGGCGAUUCCUACAGGCUUCUAAGCCGGGUUUUAUCAGUCUUCUCUGUUCACGUGUUCAGAUGUUGAGUGCCUUUUCAGGGUCAUGAAUGACAAAUGGUUGCUACUCAAAGUACUGUUAAUCUAUUACUUUUAUCUAAAAAGAUCUUAUUUUCUUGACAGAAAUAUUUUCUGACUAUUUUGGAGAACAUUUAUGCCCCUCUUAAGUCUACUUUUUAGUAUUUUAUACAGUUACAAUGAAGAUCAACUAUUGUAUUUGUUGACCGUGUAAAAUGUUUCAGUUGCACUGAUAUGACAUACCAAGGGUGUUUUUUCUCUAUGCAAUAUUUGCAGAUUAAAGAUGACAAAACUUCCCCCUCUGUCAAUCUAUAGACAGUUCUGUGUCCAUAAGUGCCCAUUUCCCAUGAGACAGGCCUUUCGAUUACAGGUGAGGAAGUAUUUCUUUUUGUUAAUCUGGGGGAGCAGGAACUAAAGAUUUCCUUUGGUGUAAAUUUCCGGUGUUUUAUCAACAUGUUGUCACAAUAUUCAAUAACAAAUAAAUACACCAGUUCUGUAAUCGCUUCUUGCGUUCACCUAUAUUGAUUGAAACUGAUAAAGUAAAUCCUCUAUCUCCAAGUCCUCAUUCCGUGUAAAACACUGUUAGUAAAUAAAAUAUGCGUGCACUUUAAAAUGUGAGACA
Molecule: messenger RNA, 3939 nt
Organism: Gymnogyps californianus (California condor)
Lineage: Eukaryota; Metazoa; Chordata; Aves; Accipitriformes; Cathartidae
Product: A-kinase anchor protein 17B-like
Exons: 5
Coding region: 352-2097 (581 amino acids)
Source: RefSeq, a predicted model, not a curated record